CGUAAAUUGUUUAGUAUACAUUGUUUUAUAUGCAUUCAAGACCAAGUCAUCUGUUAGUGCAAAGUUUGAAUCAAUGUCACUUUGAUUGUUCACAUAAGUAUUUGGGAAUUGAACUUUAGGCGCUUCCAAUUAUCUACUACGCUACUGUGAUGUCGUCGAUGCAAACAUUGAAUGGUGGGGUUGGGAGACACACAUUAGAAGAUGUGACUGGUAUUGUUGGGUCGCCUACUUCAAGUUUUGUUAGUACUGAAGCAUCUGAGUGUUCUUCGUCAUCUAAUCGUCCGAGAAAAAAAUACGAAUGUGUACCAGAAGUUAUGAAAACAGCUCCAGAUUAUAUUGAUCAGAGAAUACGAAAUAGAAACGCGGUGAAACGAUUUCGUGAAAAAUCAAAAACGAAAGCAAAGCAACUUGAGGAAGAAAAAGCCAGUUUAACUGCAUUAACGAAACUUUAUGAUAAUGAAUUGAUUCGAAUUAACCGUUCUAAGCAGGUAACUUCAUUUUUCACUCUAUUGUUCAGUUUUUAUUCCUUAAAGUUAUUUAUUUUAUGGCUGAUUUAAUUUUGAAUAUGAGGUAUACUUAUGGUCUUAUUUGUGGAUGUUGGUCUAUUGCAAAGGAUGUGCAUAUUUUAUAUAUGAGAAGAUGGAAUAUUGACUUGUGCUAUGUAAUCAAUGGAGAUCUUGCACAAUACAGUGAUUAUACAGUUACAAACUGAAAUGAAGAACUAGAAAGUGAUAUUUUUUUUAAGAAAUCAGUUCAACCAGUCUUAUUGCCCAUAUUCUCCGGUAUAAUAAUUUCAUGGUUAUCAAAUACUAAACGUUAUUCAUUCACUUUAGAAAUUAGCUCUUAUCUCUUGUAUAUUUUACACAUAUCACCUUUACUGGUUUAGUGCUAACUAGCAUUGGAAUCCAGGACACUCAUUUAGUCCUAUUUUGGACUUGUGAGCCACCAUUAGCAUGACUAGAUUUGAUUUAUUGAUCAUUAAAAGUAUUGGGACAUGCGUUUAAAGAGGUCACAUGCAAAAAUAAGGCUAAUAAGUGGUUUAGAUAUGUCAACAGGGAGUGAAGAGAAUGUGAGUGAAUAAUUUCAUACCACUUUUAUUGUCUCCGCACUACUCAUGUCUUAUUUCAUCUUUUUUGUCCGUGUUUUUGUUUAAUUUAUCAGAUACUUUAAUUACUAUUGUCUAGUUUCCUAUGAUAGGGAUUUUCUACUGUAUAUAUUGUUUCCUUUAAUUCCUAGAGAAACACAGGGCUUCAGCCGUGCGUCUCCAUUGCGUUUGGUUCUCUGC
This is a messenger RNA of Trichobilharzia szidati, 1285 nucleotides long. The record is from the annotation of a GenBank genome assembly. Lineage: Eukaryota; Metazoa; Platyhelminthes; Trematoda; Strigeidida; Schistosomatidae.